AUGUCGACAGUGUCAAGCUUUGAUUUGUACCUGUAUGCUGGUGGUUAUUGGUCAGAAGAAGGAUUAUAUCAUGGUGGAGAGGCUCAUAUGGUGGGUAGGUUAAGUGAGGAGACAUUUACCUUGAAGUCUGUUUCUAUGUACGUAAAGGAGCUCUAUGGGUAUGACGAGAACAUGAGCAAAGUGUCGUGGUUUCCACCAGAAACACCUCACAAGAAAGAAGUCGUAGAGGAUGAUGAGAUUUUAAGAAGGAAAGUGCUGAAUUAUGCUUUGGGAUCAGGAGCUACGACUCUAUAUGUGGUUCGAGAAGAUGAUCCAUAUAUUGGGAGGCAUUCAAGUGUUAGAGUAUUGCGCUUGUCAGAUGAGAUUCCUGAAGAAAACGGUCGUAGUGACAGUAGUAGUGGUGACAGUGAUUCAGAUUCAGAGGCUGAUGAUAAUAUUACGAGCAAGAUGAAGAAGAGCACGAGAGUAGUGGUGAUAGUGAUCUGGCCAAUGUUGUUGCACAAGUAG
Messenger RNA from Thlaspi arvense, 507 nucleotides. The record is from the annotation of a GenBank genome assembly. Lineage: Eukaryota; Viridiplantae; Streptophyta; Magnoliopsida; Brassicales; Brassicaceae.